This is a messenger RNA of Vicugna pacos (alpaca), 975 nucleotides long. The record is from RefSeq and is a predicted model, not a curated record. NCBI's taxonomy places the organism in Eukaryota, Metazoa, Chordata, Mammalia, Artiodactyla, Camelidae.
CCAGCCAUGGAGAGAAACAAUGUGACCGUCACCACAGAUUUUAUUCUCCUGGGGCUCUGGCCUGAGUUCAGCCACCUCGUGAGCCUUCUCUGCCUCAUCCUUCUGGUCUACUUUAUGGCUGUUUUGGGCAAUGUUGUCCUCAUUCUCCUCAUCUGGCUGGAUACCCGACUUCACUCUCCCAUGUACUUUUUGCUCAGCCACCUCUCCCUCCUUGACUUGGCCUUGAUCUCAACUUCUGUCCCCAAAAUGGUCACAGACUUCUUCUCAGGGGAAAGGACCAUAUCACAGAUAGGCUGUGGAACCCAGGUCUUCUUCAGUUUAACCCUCGGGAUUGCUGAGUGCCUCCUGCUAACCCUCAUGUCGUAUGACCGCUACGUUGCCAUCUGUAACCCACUGCGUUACUCGGUCGUUAUGAGCCAUUCCACCUGCAAAAGGAUGGUCACUGGGUCCUGGGCAGGAGGGGCUAUAACCUCCCUGGUUCAUACAGCCUAUGCCAUGCAUUUUCCCAUUUGUCACCCCCGAGAGAUUCCGCACUUUCUGUGUGAGGUCAUGGCCCUCUUGAAGCUCACUUGUGAGGAUAUUUCAGCCUAUGUGAAGUCAGUGGUGGUCUCGAGUUUUCUGGUGGUUCUCAUCCCUCUGAGUCUCAUCCUGGCCUCCUACACCCUCAUCUUCCUUGCGGUCCUCCGCAUGAACUCCCCCGAAGGCAGGAACAAGGCUCUGGCCACCUGCUCCUCCCACCUCGGUGUGGUCAGUCUCUACUUUGGCCCUGCCAUAUUGGUCUACAUGAGGCCUGGAUCCUCUAAGACCCCCAGACUAAAUCAGUCUCUCUUUAUGUUUAAUGCCAUCCUCACCCCUAUGUUUAACCCACUCAUCUAUAGCCUGAGAAACAAGGAUGUUCUAGAAGCUUUGAAGAGUAUAGUCACCAGCAGAUGCCCUCUGGGAAAGUUGAAAAGACACCUAGGUUGCUAUACGUGA